AUGGACCCGGAAAAGGACACCCACCGCACGGGCGGUUACCUCACCCCGGAGCCCGACUACGUCAGCUGCGACUUCCCGCUCCCGAGCAAGACCGAGAGCGCGGCCCACGACGGCGCCGCCGCCGCCCUGGGCAACGACCUGAUCCCCUCCGUUUCCAAUGCCGUCGCCAGCGCCGGCGGCGACGUCUACGGCCAGGACCCCCGCCAGCAGCAGGGCUACGGCAGCAAGGAGGGCGAUGACUAUCUUGGCCGCAUCGACACAGCCGCCGAGGACGAGGCGUACCCCGAGGGCGGGCUCCGCGCGUGGUCCGUCGCGUUCGGGUCGUGGCUCGCGCUGUUCUCGGCGCUGGGCAUCAUGAACAGCCUGGCCAUCUUCCAGACGUACGUCGCAACGCACCAGCUCAAGGGGUACAGUGAGGGCACCAUCGGCUGGAUCUUCUCCGUGUACAACUUCUUGUGCUUCUUCGGCGGCAUCUAUAUCGGUCCCGUGUUUGACCGGUAUGGCCCGCGGUGGCUUAUCUUGUCCGGCACGGUAUGUCUUGUGGUCGGCGUCAUGCUGCUGAGUAUCUGCACAUUAUACUGGCACUUCAUGCUCGCCUUCGGCAUCCUCUGCGGCCUCGGCAGCUCCCUCGUCUUCACUCCCUCGAUCGCCGCCGUCGGCCACUGGUUCAAGCUUCGCCGCGGGUUCGCGAUAGGCAUGGCCUCCACGGGUGGCUCCAUCGGUGGCAUCGUCUUCCCGCUCAUGAUGCAGUCGCUCUUUCCGCGCAUCGGCUGGGGCUGGACCAUUCGCGCCGUCGGCUUCAUCUGUCUGCUUCUCUGCGGCGCCUCCAACUUUCUCAUCCGCUCCCGCCUGCCGCCCGCGCGCAACGCGAGCCCUCACCCGGAUCCGCGCAUCUUCCGCAGCACCGCCUUCAGCCUCACGACGGCGAGCAUCUUCCUCAUGGAGUUCGCGCUGUUCAUUCCCCUGACGUAUAUCUCAAGCUAUAUGCUCAGCGAGGGGUUCAGCGAGUCCUUUGCCUUCUCCAUCCUGCCCAUCCUCAACGCCGGCAGCGUCGUCGGCAGGGCGCUGCCCGGCUGGUGGGCGGACAAGGUGGGCCCCUUCAACAGCAACAUGGCUGCCAUCGUGCUUGCCAUCAUCGCGUGUUUCGCUGUCUGGCUGCCCUUGGGCUCGACCACGCCGGGCGUCGUGGUGUUCGCCGUGCUUUUCGGGUUCGCGACCGGAAACAACAUUAGCAUUAGUCCCGUGUGCGUUGGCAGGUUGUGCAAAACGCAGCACUACGGGCGGUACUACUCGACGACUUACACCGUGGUGUCAAUUGCGUGCCUUGUUGGAAUUCCUGUGGGCGGCGAAAUCGUUUCAGCGAGCGGCGGAAGGUACUGGGGCGUCAUCCUCUUCACCGGCCUUACGUACGUCCUGGCCCUUGUGGCGCUGAUGGCUGCCAAGAUUGUCUGCGUGGGGAAGGACAUUUGGGGAAUCUUCUAG
This is a messenger RNA of Colletotrichum graminicola M1.001, 1482 nucleotides long. Its product is annotated as major facilitator superfamily transporter. Gene Ontology annotation, cellular component: fungal-type vacuole membrane. The transcript has 2 exons. NCBI's taxonomy places the organism in Eukaryota, Fungi, Ascomycota, Sordariomycetes, Glomerellales, Glomerellaceae. The record is from RefSeq and is a predicted model, not a curated record. Gene Ontology annotation, biological process: transmembrane transport. Gene Ontology annotation, molecular function: transmembrane transporter activity. The coding region runs from base 1 to 1482 and encodes 493 amino acids.